ACCACCCUCUCGCGCCACUGUUUUGCCGAUGAUGACCCCGAAGCACCAACCUUUUGCAUAUCCAUCAUUGAGAACAUGAAGGAGGACUAUGGCCUGUUCGUAUGGCCCUGCAGCGUAGUUCUCGCUGAGUAUGUUUGGCAACAAAAGCACCGAUUUCAAGGAGCUACUGUUAUUGAGCUUGGUGCUGGAACUUCCUUGCCUGGUUUGGUUGCAGCAAAAGUUGGGGCCAAUGUUACUCUUACUGAUGACUCCACCAGAUUAGAGGUGCUUGAAAACAUGAGAAGAGUGUGUGACUUGAAUAAAAUCGAGUGCAAUGUGCUAGGAUUGACAUGGGGUGUUUGGGAUUCAUCCAUAUUCAGUUUACAACCAACUAUUAUUCUAGGAGCUGAUGUCUUGUAUGAUUCAAACGCCUUUGAUGACCUCUUUGCCACUGUGACGUUUCUGCUGCAAAAUUCCCCUGGGUCAAGUUUUAUAACCUCGUACCACAAUCGAAGCGGGCAUCACCUUAUUGAGUUCUUGAUGAGGAAAUGGGGCCUAAAGUGUCUCGAGCUGCUUGAUGGAUUUUCUUUCCUUCCAUCCCACAAGGCAUCAUUGCUAAGUGGUAACAUUCAAUUGGCAGAGAUAGCUCUUAUCUCAAAAGAUAAUGCAUGAGUCCUUCCGAAUCUCCUGCCCGCCAUUGAUGCUGCUCAUUCUGAUCAUGGCGUUAACAAAAGCCUCAUAAAAAGCCUUUUUUGAGGCAGCAAACUUAAAGACCAGGUUCUUUCCCUCUUGGCUAUCAAGCAGAACUUGAUCAGAAGUAAACAGAGCUUUAUGUUGGAGGAUCAACUUGUAAUAUGUAUUAUCAAAACUUGUUGAAGAAGGAUCCAUAAUGGUGCCUGCAUUUUUGGCCUGGUUUUUCAAAGGACAAAUUGAUUUCAGUUGCACUGCAAAUGAUGGAUUUAUUGAAGGGUCCCAAUCAUGUGUAGCAUCAAAAUUAUGGACUCUCUUGCUGAAGGAUGAGCAGUGGGCGAAACCUAAAGUGUGUCCUCCUAUGCAUGGGUUGAAAGACAUGUUACUUUAAACUCUGUUAAUAUGUAAAUUGUAAUAAAUGGUAAUUGGUUUUUACUUUCUUAAUAGCUUACCUGACAGAGCUACUAGGUCUGCUGUUGACAAACCUCUUUGAGAGAAGCUUUGCUUCAAUUGUGAUAUGUUGAAAGUUGGUGCUGGUAAAUUUAUUGUUUCACUGGCCUUAGAUAUUCUACCAUCCUUUCUUCCUUUAGGAACAUCCCAUGUAGGUCCUCCAGAC
Molecule: messenger RNA, 1285 nt
Organism: Arachis ipaensis
Lineage: Eukaryota; Viridiplantae; Streptophyta; Magnoliopsida; Fabales; Fabaceae
Product: Putative methyltransferase family protein
Cellular component (GO): cytoplasm; nucleus
Source: RefSeq, a predicted model, not a curated record